This is a messenger RNA of Quercus lobata, 978 nucleotides long. Its product is annotated as ankyrin repeat-containing protein At5g02620-like. The record is from RefSeq and is a predicted model, not a curated record. The coding region runs from base 1 to 978 and encodes 325 amino acids. Gene Ontology annotation, molecular function: protein binding. The transcript is spliced from 2 exons. Gene Ontology annotation, cellular component: plasma membrane. NCBI's taxonomy places the organism in Eukaryota, Viridiplantae, Streptophyta, Magnoliopsida, Fagales, Fagaceae.
AUGGGUAACGUGAAAUUGGUCAAGCUGUUUUUAGAAAAUCGCACUUCGCCUGCAUAUGUAGAGGACAAAAAAGGUUUGUGUGCUUUCCACAUUGCGGCCAAGGAAGGAAAUGUUCUUGUAAUGGAAGAACUCAUCACAGCUUGUCCAGAUAUCUAUGAGUUGUUGGACAACAGGGGUCGGACUGCUCUCCAUGUUGCUGCAGAAAAUGGAUGGCUGGAAGCUGUCAAUUUUUUUCUGAAGAGAUCAGAUCUUAAGGGUCUUAUAAACGAGCAAGACGAAGAAGGAAAUACACCUAUGCAUCUAGCAGCUGUCAAAGGACAUUAUAAAAUUCUCUUAAAAUUGGUACGUUGUAGAGAUGUUGACACAAAUGCGGUAAACAAGGAGGGCUUGACACCAAUGGACAAAAAUUGUUCAAGUAUAAAUUUAAGAAUCAAGCUACAGGGAUAUAAGAAGAACCGGUUAAAGGCGAAAGGCGGUCGACGAAGUCUAAGAGAACUCUUAAAGAUGGGCACUUGGCUAUUGAAUCCCGAGGGGCAAGACAAAGAACAAAUCCACAAAAAAACGGGGACAGAAUCUGCAGAUGGAGGUGCAGGAAAUGCUACAGCCAUAGAAAAGAAAGCUCAACAAGGGCAGACUGCAAAGGAAAAUGAGGUACAUAAUGCUGUCUCUGAAAGCAAAGAAGAAAUGGCAGGAAUCAGCGUGUCCAAAUCGGAAACUUUAAGGUCUGCGGGUGAGACCAAUUUGUUGGUAGCCACGAUCAUCGCAUCGGUCACCUUCACGGCGGCUUUCACCGUGCCGGGUGGAUAUGAAAGCGGAGAUAUCAGUCAGGGAUUGGCAGUAUUAAGCAAACAAGCUGCUUUCAAAGCAUUUGUAAUAGCCAAUGCUUUAGCUUUUGGUUUUUCCACUGCCUCAAUAUUAGUUUACCUGUUUUCGGCUAGUAUUAGCAGGGUGCUAUCAUACUCAGACAGAAGAGCAUAA